AUGAGUUUUAGAGAUGCCAUUCAAAAAUAUAUUGAUCAUCCUGAGAAACAUGAUAUAGUUCAGUAUUAUGACGAUAAUGUUAUUAUUAUCAAAGAUUUAUUCCCAAAAGCCAUUCGCCAUUUAUUGGUUAUCCCUAGAAAUCCCAAAGUUUCCAAAACUCACCCACUAGAUGCAUUUAAUAGAAACUACAAUGAAUACACAGGGGAGGAACUAUAUGAAUUAAUUCUGUCUUAUGUCGAAAAGGCGAAGGAUAUGAUUAUUGAUGAGCUAUUUAAAGUGUCUAACAUGAAAGAUAAAUCUCAGUUAGGCGAAUUUAGAAAUAAUUUCAUUAGGGCCGGGAUUCAUAGUAUCCCCUCUUUGAGCAAUCUCCACAUACAUGUAAUCACACAGGAUUUUCAUUCAGUCAGAUUAAAAAAUAAGAAACAUUAUAAUUCAUUCACAACAAAAUUUUUCGUUCCAUUUCAAGAACUAGACCCAUUAAAAAAUGCUGAGUAUUGGCAUCUUUCAAAAUUUAGAGAAGAAUCGGAUGAUGAGGAGUCUGAUCACUCAAGUUUAAAUGAAACGCAGUCUAAAUUUAUUUCGCAUGAACGAUCAAAGGAAGUUAAUGAAUCCAUUAUCAAGAACACGCCGUUUAAGUGUACAUCCUGCUCUGCUACUUUCGGAAACCUGAUGGUCAAAUUAAAGGACCAUUUAAAAGGCGAGUUCACAAAGAGAUACAGCAAAUUCAUAGAUCCCAAAAUUCUAAUUCCCAAUGGCAUAAGAGAGUGA
Candida tropicalis MYA-3404 is the source of this 768-nucleotide messenger RNA. RefSeq lists its product as uncharacterized. NCBI's taxonomy places the organism in Eukaryota, Fungi, Ascomycota, Pichiomycetes, Serinales, Debaryomycetaceae. Gene Ontology annotation, cellular component: nucleus. The transcript has a single exon. The record is from RefSeq and is a predicted model, not a curated record. Gene Ontology annotation, molecular function: DNA 5'-adenosine monophosphate hydrolase activity; mismatched DNA binding; single-stranded DNA binding. The coding region runs from base 1 to 768 and encodes 255 amino acids. Gene Ontology annotation, biological process: double-strand break repair; single strand break repair.